Molecule: messenger RNA, 4852 nt
Organism: Linum trigynum
Lineage: Eukaryota; Viridiplantae; Streptophyta; Magnoliopsida; Malpighiales; Linaceae
Source: the annotation of a GenBank genome assembly
AUUGAAUUGUCUCUUCAAAUCGAACGCGCUACUCUCUCCAAUUGAUUAUUAGCUUAGUUUGGCGCUGCUGUAGUUUUGCAUAAGCAGUUUCUGGCUGGAGCUUUUAGAUAAGUACUUUUCAAAAAAAGCAGUUUAGUGUUUGGCUGUAAAACUAUUAGAAGUAUUUUUUAAUAUGAACGGUUGUGUAAAAUGACUAUAAAGGACUUAUAAUAUAAAAUAUGAAUAAAAAUUCUAAACAAUAAAAAGUAGUAAAAAUGGAUCUUGUUAGAUUUCUUUUAUAUUAAAUAAUAUAAUUUUAUAAUUUAUUUUAUUUUUAAAAUGAUAUAAAUGAAGAAAAAUUAUAUUUUUCUCAAAUAAAAUUAAAAUAUGGUAAAGAUAAUCUUGUAUUUUCAAAAUAGCUUUUCGCAGAAGCUCCAAAUCGGAGCUUAUGCUUUUAUGUUAUACAAAAGCGCUUUUCGGCUUUUCAAAAGCCGAGCUUUUAGAGGUGUUUGUCCCUGCUUCAGCUUUUGAAGCCUAAAAGCACUUCUAAGCCGGGCCAAACAUAGGCAUUAUUCGACGGAGAACAAGUGAUUAUUAUGCUACCUGGCGCGGCAUAAGGAAUCCAUAGCCGCCUUUAGGUCCGAAUUGGAGCCGAGGAAGGACGACAUUCUCUUGACAUCUUUCAUCAAUACAGGAACAACCUGGCUCAAAGCUCUCUGCUACAACAUCCUCCGGGUAGAAGCAGAUUGCUCCAUACACAACUCCCUUUAGGGGUGGCUAUACGGUCCGGUCCGGUUAAAUUGUUAUUCGUUCCUUUGGCUUGUGAAAUCCACAUAUUUUUCAGUUUUUCUUUUCGCCUAACCCAAUCUUUGGAAUUCUAAGUUGAACAUUGAUGUUAUAUAAGUGUGUGAAUUUCACUACAUGUUAGAUCCAUGUUAUAUGUUAUUACUCAUAUUUUAGAUGAGAUUUUAUAUAAUUUAUAAAUGUAUGAAUAAUAUAAUGACUUUUACCAUAUAUUUGGGCUAAACUUGUUGGCCCAUUAACCCUCAAACCACUUGCUCAAUCGGGCCAACGAGUUAAACCAGAUUGACAAACCUUGAUCCACGUUGCAAAAAUAUCAUAGUUGAUGGAUCGGAUAUGAUAGUGGAGGUCACGCGAAUGUACUCAUUGAUAAGAUUAAUGCCAAGCAUGCGCAAAACAGCAGUGUUGGGGCUAUUACCUAGGAGAUUCUGCGUAUGAAUGAUGGCUAUGAAUAGUGGUUUCCAUGUUCGAUUUGUGGGUCAGAUUAGCAAUAGGGUAGCGCCCCAUUGGCAUUCACUGGCCAAGAAGGCCCCUUUUUUUUGCCUCCGACUUCGUGUCGAUUGUAUGAUUUUUUUAUCUGGAUUGGGUCCAAAUUUUGUAGGGGAAGACAAAUUAACUCCUACAUGGAUGUUUGGGCAGCCAAACAUAAGGUUUAAUGCAAAACUAAAAUAUUUGGCCGAAUUUGGCAGCCCCUAUAUUUAUUCAUAAUGAACAGUAACUUGCGUUAACCACUUAAUAUGUUGAAAUUCUAGACUAAUUUCCACUGUGAAAUGGUACUUGUGCAACCAAACACAAGGAUUCACGUAACCCGAAAAAAUGCCAGGAAGAAAUAUGGAUGUUUGGGCAGCCAAACAUAAGUUUUAAUGUACAACAAACAACUAGCGUCUGCCCCGGCCAGUUGGCCGAAGGAAGGUGAUGUAUGAAAUUUGAUAAUGUAAUAGUGUAUAUAGCUUAUUGUUGUAUAGUUUUUUUUGGGAAACACGUGAUAAAAAUAGUGAAUUUUAGCAGGAAAGAGACAUGAAUGAUGCAACGAAUCAAAAAUCGGCCUUAUGAACCAAAAUCAAGUACCUGUUACCUUGUGAAACAAUAUUGUUUAUGGUAAUAUGAUGAGGUGGAGUAAGUUUUAUAGAAACCGAAUUCCAGAAAAUCGAAUAAAAAAUUGCCUAUCCCGUCGGUUUUCGGGAAAUGAGCAUCUCACAAUCGUUGCUAGCUUUUACUCGGCCCGUUGGCCGAUUAAUUUGCUUUACAAACCUUUCAUCUUGUCGUAAUUGUGCUUUUCGUUUUUUUUCAGGCUAUGAUAAAAUCUAAGGAAAUCAAGAACGAACAACACGAUUUGGGAUAGGAACUGUCGUUGUCGUAUCCCUAGAAAAUUGUGGUAAACACGGACUCACCUGCCAAACUGGUUUGGAUUGAGAUUUUUAUCGGGUAUCAGGGAACCAUGUGAUUAUAAAUUAGACUUGAUCAAAACGGGCCAAAACUUAAAAUUCAGCCUGUUUGACCGACCCAUGCCAAAUUCUAAUUAUUCUUUACUUUUAAACUUUCUAUUUGAAAAGAAAAAAUAGUGAAAGAAAAGAGAUGACUGCAAUUCGCCAUUGCACAUCACUUAUUCGGGAAUAAUACCAUAGAAAUUCAAAAGGAACUGAAAAUGUUUAGGAUCGUUUUAAUGUUUAAAAUAACCAAAUAGAUCUUUCUGUUUAGUUUUUUAUUAACAAAUACCAAACGACUCCCUAUAAAAUACACUAUAAUUUGAUCAUUAUGAUAUCAAAUAAUUAUAUAAUAUAUAUUUGAAAUGAUAAAAAUUGGACUAAUUGGGUUGGUCGAGGUUGAACCAUUGAAUAACUUUAAAAUACAUUAUAUUUUAGCCACUAAGAUAUAAAAUAAUAGCAUGAUAUAUAUUAUGCCAGAUAAAAUAGCUUGUUUUAGAAUGACAAACCAAUGAUUUUUUUAUGAGGAUGAUGAACUUUUAUUAAAUAAGAGAAAGGGAAAGGGUACAAAGAUGGGAUCAUCAGUUCACAAGCAGUGAAAGUGAUCGAUAAUAAGAGAAUGGCAAACCAAUGAUGUUCAUUUGUUUUACUUGAUGGCUAAAUCCCGUGUAGGUCAGGCCCAUUCAACUUUUUUAUUUUAUGGUUAGCGAUUAGCCCAUUAGAUACCAUGCAUUAGUUUAUUGUUAAAUUUUUUAUUUUUAGCAAUAAAAAGGAGUAUUGUUUUUGCCUUUUCAUAUAUAUUUUAUCACCACGGAGUAAUAAAAGAGCUUAAAGAAAAAAAUUGACACUCCUAGACCCGUUUAAAUCCGCAUGUGUACGGUAAGUUGGCCCGUUCCACAGGGGAAAGAGAGAAAAAUUGACACUCCCUAUUCUACCCUUCCUACAAACGCUCAUGGAGUAGAGAAUUUGAAAUGGGGGAAGGUAUUUUCCUCCAUGCUAUUGUAUGUUUUUAAUUUAAAAAAAUACAACAAAUAUAUUUAGUAUGAUUAGUUAUCAUCCUUGCUUUCCUUUAAAAUGGUCAUGGUUCAAAUCCCAAUAUGUGUCGUUGCAGGAAAUUUGAAAUGAGUUUCCCGUUUUUCCCUUCGACGUAUUAUAUUAUGUGUAGAUCUGACAAAUUUGGCAGCCCCUCUUUAUUUGUAACACGACAAUUGGCCCACGAUCUGCGGCGAGUUUCAGAGUUCUCGAAGAAAGAAUUUCAUUGUAACUACUACUAACUUUGCUUACAAGAUAAAAUCAGAAAGUUUCAAUUUUACCACAAACACGUAAGCAUUAAUAAGAGUUGUGCAGGGAGAGUAACUAUAUAUAGACCUAUUUAUUUAAUUGUCUCCAAAUCGAACGCUACACUCUGCCAUUUGAUUAUCCGAUGGAGAACAAGCAGCAACUUCCGACAGAGUCGUUUUGGGGCAGUCGUGACGAGAUUUGCCAGAUAGAAGGAUUCUGGUACCCGGCGCAACAUAUGGAAAGCAUAGCCGCCUUCAGAUCAGAAUUCGAGCCGAGGAAAGACGACAUUCUCUUGACAUCUUUCAUCAAAACAGGAACAACCUGGCUCAAGGCUCUCUGCUACAACAUCCUCGACGAGGAAGAAAACGAUGUUCUGGCGAAGAAGAACCCCCACGACGUGGUUCCGACACUCGAGGCUACCGAUUGCUCCACACUCAUCUCCCCUGCAGUUACCUGCCGGGGAUGCAAGCUCGUGUAUGUUGCGCGGAACCCCAAGGACACGCUGGUGUCGAUGUGGCAUUACCUCAACAAGACCUCUAAAGCCGACCCAGCUAGCCCGUUCCCGCUGGAGAGAGCGGUGGAGGCCUUCUGCGGCGGGGUUAUGCCUUGGGGGCCUUUCUACGAGCACGUGGUGGGAUACUGGGAAGAGAGCAAGGAGCGCCCCGAUGAGGUGUUGUUCAUCAAGUACGAGGACCUGUGCAGAAAACCGGAGGAGCAAGUGAGGAAGCUGGCUUCGUUUUUGGGUAGGAGAACGAGUGUAGAUGUGGAGAAGGUACUGUGGCGGAGCAGUUUGAACAGGCUCAAGGAGUUGGAGGUUAACAAGAAUGAUGUCUGUGCUGUUGCCCCGCACAUUCCAAAUUCCAUCUUUUUCAGGACGGGAACUGUCGGGGAUUGGAAGAACUGCUUGACUCCAGACAUGGUUCAGCGUAUUGAUAGCCUCGCACGAGUUAAGCUGCAGGGGACUGGACUUUGUUUUGAUGACGAGUAGUUGUUUUGUUUGUAUGUGCUACGAAAGGGAAAUACCUUUUGUGCGACCAUUUUCAUUAUUUCGUUAUGUAUAAGAAGCUUUCACCAUUUGGACGUUUGUUCGUGUGUGAGUAAGCGACACCUUGGAUGUGUAUGAAGGAUAUCUAAUGGGAAUGGGUGAAUUGCAAGUUUGGUCACUCAUAUUAUUUAUUUGUAACACGUUAGCCACUUGAAUUACUUUCCCUUCAAUUUAGCCACUGAUAUUACACGUUUAUAUCAUUUUUAUCACUCACCGUCCAAGUCCGUUAAAUCUGUCCUAGGUGGCAGUCAACUCCAACGUUUGACCGUUAAAAAGCUUAUGUGUCAUUUACAAAUAAUAAAAAUAAAUUUUUUAAUUUCCA